Molecule: messenger RNA, 11895 nt
Organism: Anopheles darlingi
Lineage: Eukaryota; Metazoa; Arthropoda; Insecta; Diptera; Culicidae
Gene: Dhc62B
Product: dynein axonemal heavy chain 12
Exons: 8
Coding region: 1-11895 (3964 amino acids)
Biological process (GO): microtubule-based movement
Cellular component (GO): dynein complex
Molecular function (GO): dynein intermediate chain binding; ATP hydrolysis activity; minus-end-directed microtubule motor activity
Source: RefSeq, a predicted model, not a curated record
AUGAGUAAAAGGUUAGCGAAACUGCACAAACCGUGCGACAAGCUGGACAAGUAUGACGACGAGCCGUACAUGCAGAACCCUUUGCUGAAGUUAUUCCUGUCCGAGGUGAAGGAGCGCCGCCACUAUAGUUUCAUUCGCAGGAAGGCGGCCGUGGAGAAAAUAAAAAUUUGUCGCAGUACAACAGUUGACUUUGAGGACGUGAUCCCGCGACCACAAUCAUACUAUGCCGAGCGGUUGCGUGAACAUGCCCGGCGUGCCCCGGUACCAAAGAUGUUGGCCAGCACGGAGUACAAGAUCCUGUCCUACGUUCCCAAGCGCUUGCGCGUCCAAUACCCGACCGUUCUGGCCGCCUACAUGACCGAUGUUCAUGCCGAAUUCGACAAAGUAAUGAAGGCUUACAGCUGCCAGAAGAUUCUGAAGCCAGGCCCGAACGAUUACGUACCGGAGCGAGUCAAGUUUGAGUUCAAGCGUGUUGGUCGUACGGACAACUACCGUAAUUAUAUGCGAUGCCGGGCUUAUAUCCAACGGAAUCUACUGCUGCCACACCCAUUCAUACGGUGUAUCGUGCACUACGCAUUCACCGAUCUGCCGGUGUAUUUCAAUGAUUAUGCGCGUUACCGAGCGGGAGAGGAGAUUACGCUGAACGAGCUGCGCGAUCUGAUCAAGAAAGAUCUGCAGGCGGUAAGCGCAUUAAUCACGAACCAAUGGUACCCCAAGAUUGUGGCUAUCCUCAGAAAGCACUACGAGCGGCGCACGUUACCAAAAUCGAUGUGGGCAAAGGUACUGCACUGUGCCGGUGGGCUCAUCAACCGACAGCUAAACGAGGCUAAGCUCCGCACAAUUGAUUAUCUGGAACGAACGAUCCGGAAUGUGCGCCAGAUUCCACAGAUGAAAAUCGUGGCCGUUUGUGACCGGGGUCAACUUGAUCUGUUUCCGAGCCUGAACGACAUAUACAGCGUGUACCAGAACGCGAUCGAUGAGGUAAUGGCGAUCGGAAAUCGUUUAGACUGUCUCGAGUCACUUAUCGAUCCGGCUGGUUUCGAGUCGACCAAGGGGACACCCUACCUGCGCAUCGGAAUUGCCGAACGGUGUAUUGAGGAAGCGCACAGCCAAAUACAAGAUGCACUAACCAGUGCCUUCGAACCGCUGACACACUAUCUGGAGAAUCUGCGGGAACAGUUCAGCGGCCUGCUCGAUCCGGCCACCGAGGAAGUGCUGGACGAUUUUCUGUCCGAGCCGCGAACCUUCGACGAGUAUAUCGAAAAGAUUGACGAGUUCCGUCGUUACAAGGAGCGGUUGCUGGCGAUGGUGCAGAAGGAGUACUUUCCGAUGGGCUACGUCACUCAAUCGGACGCGAUUGUAAGCCUACGGAAAAUGGUGGAACAGUACAUUGGACGUGUAGCGGAUCACAUUGAGAUCGAACAUCGGCGAGAGAUUGAACGCAUCUGCCGGGAGUUUGAGGAGAUCCAGGAGCGGGCCCUUGAAAUACCAACCUCGACCGAGCAGCUGAUGGCCAAUGGCGAGUACAUGACGCGCGUCAAGUCGGAUAUCAUCGAAGAACUGCGGGACAAGAUACAGAUCACUAUGAGGAUCAACGCGUACCUGGUGGAGCUGAAGGAGCUGAAAGCGGACCAGAUGCAGCUGCAGGUCGAAAGCGUCAAUUGGUACUUCCGUAUCCAGUCGGUGUUUGAAGUGAACUCGACGAACUUUGAGCAGUAUAAAUUUUCGUUUGAGGAAAAGCUACAGGAAGUGACGAAACAGCUGAACGAAAAGAUGGAAGAGAUGAUACCGCACAUCGCCAUUAUCAACGAUAUGACGGAAACUGAUAAGUUCCGGGAUUACAUCGUUGUGCUGCACGGUUACAUCGAUCAGAUCUUUGUGUUCGAAGAUUACGUAAAAUGGAUCAACAAAGAAGAGGUGCUGUUCAAGUUUCCCAAAUCGCAGUACCAGGUGCUCGAGGCGAUCAAGUCGUUUGUCGUACCUUUCUACAAGCUCAUCCGUCUGUGCAUGCGAUGGUUGCGCUACUACAAUGUGUGGAUGGAUGGGCCGUUUGAGUAUCUGGAACCGGACUUUGUGAAAUCCAAGACGGAGGAGUUUCUGAAAGAAUUUCAGAAGACGCAAAAGUACUACCGCAACCGCAUUAAGGCAGACAUGUUGGAGAAUACGCUGUGUAAAUUUAAGGGACAAACUGAAGAUCCCGAUCCAGAGAAGCAUCCCUGUCCCUUGAAGCUGUGCGCCCGGAUGGCGCAGUCGAUUCGAGAUUUUGACCGUGGUGUAUAUGUGGUGAAGAUCAUGUGUAAUCCGGCGCUGAAGGAUCGCCACUGGGACGAGAUGUCCGAGAUAGCCGGAUUCGAUCUUACACCGGAUGCUGGGACCACGCUGCGCAAGAUCAUUAACUACGGACUGGACCAUGAGCUGGAGAAGUUCGACAUAAUCAGUAUCGGCGCAAACAAGGAGCUAGCACUGCAGCAGAGUCUCCAAACGAUGAUCGCCGAAUGGGAGGGCAUCACCUUUAAGCUGAACGCGUACAAGGAUACCGGCAUCAACAUACUGUCGGGUCUGGACGAGAUACAAGCUGUACUGGAUGAUCACAUCAUGAAAACGCUGGCGAUGCGUGGUUCGGCGUUCGUGAAACCGUGUGAGCGCGAGGUGAAAGAAUGGUACCAGACGCUGACGCGCGUGAACCGAACGAUCGAUCAGUGGGGCAAGGUGCAGGGCGGCUGGCUAUACCUGCUGCCGAUCUUUUCCUCCAAGGACAUUGUUGCCCAGAUGCCGAAUGAGGGUCGCAUGUUCCAGCAGGUUGACAAAACCUACCGGAUGUACAUGAAGACGGUCGAGACGAACCGGUCGGUGAUAGGGGUGGCAGCCGCCAAGGGUGUCCAGGAGGCACUGGAACAGUCGAACGAGCUACUUGAGCAGAUCACCGACGGUGUGAACGAGUAUCUCGAGAAGAAGCGCCUCUUUUUCCCUCGUUUCUUCUUCCUCUCCAAUGACGAGAUGUUGGAGAUUUUGUCCGAGACCAAGGAUCCGCUACGCGUACAGCCCCAUCUCAGCAAAUGCUUCGAGGGCAUCCAUAGGCUCGAGUUCGACGAUCGGCUUGACAUCCACUCAAUGAUCAGCAUCGAACAGGAGCGGGUUGGCUUCGUGGAGUCCGUCUCCACGGUUGAGGCUCGAGGUAGCGUGGAACGAUGGUUAUCGUGGGUCGAGGCCGCUAUGCUCGGUGCGAUACGAUCCGAGUUGGAAGCGGCAUACCGUGCGUUCUCGGGUCCUCAACCUCGGACGCGCUGGAUCCUCGAUUGGCCGGGCAUGGUGGUGCUGUGCGUGUCUCAGAUCUACUGGGCCGCCGCUAUACACCAGUGCUUCCGGAGGCGCAACAACACACUUAUACUGGAUCUGUUUGAGCGGCUGCAGGUGGAGCUGAUGAGCGUGGUAGCCUUGAUGCGUUCGAAGGACCUUACCAACCUGGAACGCAUUACGGUGAAGGCACUGAUCGUGGUCGAUGUGCACGCCAAGGAUGUCGUACAGGAGUUGAUCAGAAGCCGGGUCAGCGCGGAGGAUGACUUCCAGUGGUUGGCGCAGUUACGCUACUACUGGGAAGAGGCCACGAACAUGGACACUGCUGCGACCGUUGGUCUCGAUAGUGGCGGCAGUGUGACAGUGAAGAUCAUUAAUGCGGCAGUUCCAUUUGCUUGCGAGUACCUGGGUAAUUCUGACCGGCUUGUUAUCACUCCAUUGACCGAUCGCUGCUACCGCACGUUGAUGGGCGCCUAUCAGCUUCACCUGAACGGCGCACCGGAAGGACCGGCCGGUACCGGCAAAACGGAGACGACGAAGGAUCUCGCCAAGGCGCUCGCCGUACAGUGCAAGGUGUUCAACUGUUCCGACGGUCUCGAUUACAAGGCGAUGGGCAAAUUCUUUAAGGGGCUCGCCUCAUCCGGUGCUUGGGCCUGUUUCGACGAGUUCAACCGUAUCGAGCUGGAGGUGCUGUCGGUGGUCGCACAGCAAAUACUCUGCAUCGUGCAGGCCGUUCGGGCAGGUGCGGCGCGCUUCAACUUCGAGGGUACCGAGCUGACACUGAAUCCAGCCUGCUACGUCUGUAUUACGAUGAACCCGGGAUAUGCCGGCCGAUCGGAGCUGCCGGACAACCUGAAGGUGCUGUUUCGAACGGUCGCCAUGAUGGUGCCGGAUUACGCAAUGAUAGGCGAGAUUUCGCUCUACUCGUUCGGGUUCACCAAUGCGCGCACGCUUGCGGUCAAGAUCGUCACCACGUACCGGCUCUGUUCGGAGCAAUUGUCGUCGCAGAACCACUACGACUACGGUAUGCGCGCGGUCAAGACGGUGCUGCAGGCGUGCGGUAACCUGAAGAAGGUGCACCCGGACGAGGACGAGGAGAUUCUGCUGCUCCGUUCGCUGCUGGACGUCAAUUUACCCAAAUUUCUUGCCAACGAUGUACCGCUGUUCGAGGGCAUCAUCUCAGAUCUGUUCCCGGGCGUCGAGCUACCGCGGGCCGAUUAUACCUUGCUGGAGCGUGCGUUCCGCGAGGUCUGCACCGAGCUGAACCUCCAACCGACUGCUGGUUUCCUCACCAAGGUAAUACAGACGUACGAGAUGAUGAUCGUGCGUCAUGGAUUCAUGCUGGUCGGCGUACCGUACUCGGGCAAGUCAAUGACACUGCGUGUACUGGCCAGUUGUUUAGCGCGACUGAAAACAGCGACCCACCGCGGGAACGGCGCAUCCAACCCGUACUUCCAACGAACUCAAUUCGAAGUAGUCAAUCCGAAGGCGAUCACGAUGGGCCAGCUUUACGGUGCGUUCGAUCCGAUUUCGUACGAAUGGACGGACGGUAUCGCGUCGACCAUCUUCCGGCGGCAGGCAACCGACACGUCACCGGAUCGGAAGUGGCUCGUCUUUGAUGGACCGGUUGAUGCAGUCUGGAUUGAAAACAUGAACACGGUGCUGGAUGACAACCGGAAAUUGUGCCUCACGUCCGGUGAGGUGAUCACGAUGAGCGGUACCAUGUCGAUGAUUUUCGAGGUGAUGGACCUGGAGCAGGCCUCGCCGGCCACCGUCUCCCGGUGUGGUAUGAUUUUCAUGGAACCUUCCGUGAUCGGUUGGGAGGCGUUGGUGGAAUCGUGGAUUGCGCGCUGUAAUAACGGCUGGACGCACGAGUGGCACGAUCUGCUGAUGGCGCUCUUUCGCUGGCUCAUACCGGAUUGUUUGGCAUUCGUGCGGCACCAUGGUCACCAGUAUUUGCAACCGGGCGAUACUAGCCUGCUCAUGGCGACGCUCACCAUAUUCGAGAUGGUCAUCGACGAAGCGUGCCACGAAAGCCCGGACGAGUACGCCAAAUAUUUAUUCACCUGGUUCCAGGCCGCCAUGAUGUACGCCGUCGUUUGGGGUCUUGGAGGCAUACUGGAAAUGGAAUCGAAAGUGAAGUUUGAUGAGUUCUACCGGGAGAUUUGGAAGGGAACCGACGAGCAGCACCCGGUACCGGAGGCGGUCGGGAAGAUUGACGUGUCCAUGCCGGGCGAGGGCAUGAUCAUCGACUAUGUGUAUCACUUCAAGCAGAAGGGCUCGUGGCGCUACUAUCCCGAUAUGGUAAGGCAGAUGAAGAAUGAAGCCGGUUUCACGCUGCUUGUCCCUACACUCGAUUCGGUGCGCUAUAUGCAUAUCCUCGACAUUCAUGUGAAGAACAAGAAGCCACUACUGCUUGUUGGACCGACGGGUACGGGCAAAACGUAUUACAUCCAGAACUACAUGAUGAGCAAGAUGGAUCAGGAGCGGUGUCUACCGACGUUCAUCACCUUCACGACGCAGAUUACGGCCAACCAAACGCAGGAACUGAUCAUAUCGAAGCUAAUCAAGAAGAAGCGAGGCGUGUACGGGCCACCGAACGGUCGAACGUGCGUACUGUUCAUCGACGACAUGAACAUGCCGGUGAAGGAAGUGUAUGGGGCUCAGCCAGCCAUCGAGCUGAUGCGCCAAUACUUCGAUCAGGGGCAUUGGUACGAUCUAAAGGACACCUCGAAGGUGUACCUGCGUAAUAUCCUUGUGAUGGCAGCUUGCGGGCUGGUCGGUGGCAGCCGCCAGGACGUCUAUCCACGUUUCCUGUGCCACUUCAACAUUUUCGCGAUCAGUAACUUCAACGACGAGACGAUGUUUAAAAUCUUCUCGGCCAUACUGCUCGAUGGGUACAAACGCGGUGGCCACGCGUCCGACGUUAUCAACGUGGUGAACAUGAUCGUCAGUGCGACGCUGGAUACGUACCAGUUUGCGUGCGUCAAGCUAUUGCCGACGCCGGCCAAAUCGCAUUACAUCUUCAACCUGCGCGACGUGCUGCGCGUGAUCAGUGGGUGCGCGAUGUUGAAGCGCGAAUCGGUCGAGAGCAAGAAGCUGUUUCCGAAGCUGUGGCUACAUGAGUCAAUGCGUGUUUUCUACGACCGCCUGGUCGACGACGGUGAUCGGGUGUUCGUGUUCGAUAAGUUGCUCCAGAACCUGAAGACAUUCUUCAAGGAGACACCGCAGACGCUGCUACCGGAACUGUUCGAUGAGGCAACCGGUGCGGUACGCUUGGCCAGUCUCAACAAUCUCAUGUUCGGCAGCUACUUUGAUGCGGACGCUGAGCCCGAGGAGCGCAAAUACGAAGAGACGGCACACGUAGAGCAGUUGCGAGAUCUAGCGAGCAAAAUGCUGGCCGAGUACAACAGUGCACAGUCCAAGACGAAGCUGGACGUGGUGCUGUUCCAGUACGCGCUGCAACACCUGAACAAGGUAUGCCGCGUGAUUUCGAUGGCCGGUGGAAGCUCGCUGCUGAUCGGUAUGGGCGGCUCGGGGCGCCAGUCGCUAACCAAGCUGGCAGCCCAAAUGUGCGGCCAAUCGCUGUUCCAGCCCGAAAUCACCAAGUUCUACGGGCUGGCCGAGUGGCGUGACGAUCUGAAGAAGGUGUUGAAGGAAGCGGGCGGAUUGGGACACGAUACGGUGCUGCUGUUGACCGAGGCUCAGCUGCAGCAAGAAGCGUUCCUGCAGGACAUCGAUUGUCUGCUGAAUCUGGGCGAGGUACCGAACCUGUUCGCGAUCGAUGAGAAGCAGGAGAUCCUGGAGCUGGUGCGGCUGGCAGCACAAGGUGGCAACCGGAAUCUUGACAUCAGCCCGCUCGAGGUGUUCCAAUAUUUCGUGAACCGGUGCAAGCAGAAGCUACACAUCGUGAUCUGUUUCAGCCCGAUCGGAGGUGCACUGAGGACGCGCAUUCGCCUCUACCCGUCGCUGGUUAACUGCUGUACGAUCGACUGGUACGAUUCGUGGCCAGAGGAUGCCCUGGAGAAGGUGGCCGAGAGGUACAUGAAGGAACUGAGUGUAUCGACCGAGGUGAAGCGCUCGAUCGUGGUACUGUGCCAGCAGUUUCACGUGAUCGCGCGGGACAUCGCGGCUGAGUUUACGGCCGAUACGGGGCGCAUCACCUACAUCACAUCCGCCUCGUACCUCGAGCUUAUCCGCUCCUUCCGAAACUUGACGCAGCGCCACCAAGGCGAAAUCAUGGGUAACAAGCUACGGUAUCUCGGUGGCUUGGAGAAGCUCGGAGCGGCGGCCGAUGCCGUGUCAAAAAUGCAGAUCGAGCUCAACGCGCUUCAACCGACGUUGCUCGUGAUGGCGGAAAAUUCGCGCAAAAUGACGGAGGAGAUUGAGCGGGAGUCGCUGGAGGCGACGGCGGCAACUGAACAGGUGAAGAAGGACGAGUUGGUCGCGAACGUACAGGCGGCUGAAGCGCAGGUACUCAAAGCGGACUGCGAGAAGGAUUUGGCAGGAGCGAUUCCGAUCCUGGAGGAAGCGAUCCAAGCGCUCAACACACUCAAACCCACGGAUAUUACGCUGGUAAAGUCUAUGAAGAACCCGCCCGAGGUGGUAAAGCUAGUGAUGGCGGCCGUAUGCGUCAUGAAGGGUAUCUCGCCGGACAAGGUGGCCGAUCCGGCCACGGGUAAGAAGAUGCUCGACUACUGGGGUCCCAGCAAACGACUGCUCGGCGACCUAGCCUUCCUGCAGACACUAAAGGACUUCGACAAGGACACGAUCAACCCGGACAUUAUGCGCAAGAUCCGUAAGGAUUUCAUCCCGCACAAGGAUUUCCAGCCGCACAUCGUGGCAAAGGCGUCGAGCGCGGCUGAGGGUCUGUGCAAGUGGAUUAUCGCGAUGGACCUGUACGAUGCGGUCGCCAAGAUUGUCGCACCGAAGAAGGAGAAGCUGCGCCAGGCCGAGAAGGAGUACGCGGAAACGAUGGCAAUCCUGAACGAAAAGCGAUUACUGGCAGCGAACCUCGAACGGCGGGUGGCCGAACUGAACGACAACCUUGAGAUCGCCAACCGUAAGAAGCAAGAGGUCGAGGACGAGGUGCAGCUGUGCAAGGACAAGCUGCAGCGAGCGGAAACGCUGAUCGGUGGACUGGGUGGUGAAAAGUCACGCUGGAUCGCGUCAGCCGAGCAUCUGCAACGGCUGUACGACAGUUUGGCCGGCGAUAUUCUCGUUUCAAGCGGUGUGAUCGCCUACCUGGCACCGCUGGCGGCUGGGUAUCGCACCCGUUGCAUUUCCUCAUGGCAUGCGCUGUGCUUGGAGCACCAAAUUCCAUGCUCACCUCAAUACAGUCUAGUGGAGGUGCUUGGCUCAAAGAUCAAGAUCCAAGGCUGGAACAUAGCCGGUUUACCGACCGAUGCUUUCUCUACCGAGAACGCGAUCGUAAUGGACUGCUCGUCGCGCUACAGUCUCUUCAUCGAUCCGCAGCUACAGGCGAACAAGUGGAUCCGCAACCUGGAGCGCAACAAUCACCUGGUGGUGGUGAAGUUUACGCAGUCGGACUACAUGCGCAAGAUCGAGGCCUGUAUCGAGCAGGGACACCCGGUGCUGAUCGAGAACGUGCUGGAGGAGCUCGAGGCACCGCUCGAUCCGCUGCUCAACCGGAACACCUACGUUCAGGGUGGCAUCGAGUAUGUGUCGAUCGGUGAGAACGUCAUUCCGAUGUCACCCAAGUUCCGCCUCUACCUUACAUCGGCCCUGCGCAACCCACACUAUCUCCCCGAGGUGUACAACAAGGUAACAGUGAUCAAUUUCGCGCUCACUAUUCAGGGCCUGGAGGAUCAGCUGUUGGGCAUCGUGGUGGCGAAGGAGCGCCCGGAUCUACAGGAGCUGCGCCAGAGUCUGAUACUACAGGGUGCCCGCAACGUGGCAAUGCUGAAGGAUGUCGAGGAUCGAAUCCUGAAAACGCUGUCCGAAAGCAAGGGCGACAUCCUGGAGGACGAGAGCGCUAUUCGGAUCCUGGACGACUCGAAGCGCAUCUCGAGCGAGAUCGUCCAGAAGCAGGAAGAUUCACGCGAGAUCGAGCAGCGGAUUGAGGCGUUCCGGCAGAGCUACCGUCCGGUAGCUGUCCACUCGUCUACGCUCUACUACUGCAUCACCGAGUUACCGAACGUUGAUCCGAUGUACCAGUUUUCGCUCGCCUGGUUCGUUAACCUAUACGUCUACUCGAUCGAGAACGCGAACCGAACGAAGGAGCUGUACCGUCGACUGAAGUACCUGAUGGACGCAGUCACUCUAAACCUCUACACUAAUGUCUGUCGCUCGCUAUUCGAGAAGGAUAAGCUGCUAUUCUCAUUCAUUCUGACGACAAAGAUAAUGCUCUCCUGUGGCCAGAUUGAUCCGCUCGAGUUCCGUUACCUCCUGCAAGGGCCGGCCGCGACCGGUGAGGCCAACCGGCAACCAGUCGACCGUCCGACCAAUCCCGACCCAGACUGGAUCACGGUGAAGCUGUGGGAGGAUGUGUGCGCGUUGGAGCAAUUACCUGAUUUUACCGGUUUCGCCGGCAGCUUCGCAGGGAAUCGAAACGCCUGGCGGGCAUACUACGAUGCCGAGGAACCGCAGACACUACGACUUCCAGCACCGUGGGAUGAAAAGACGAAUCGUUUCGAGAAGCUGAUCGUUCUGCAAACGGUACGCCCGGACAAGUUCGUACUGGCCAUCACGGAGUUUGUGGCAUCGGAAAUGGGACCGGCGUACGUGGCGCCACCACCAUUCGACAUCGCACGAUCGUUCGAGGACUCCAAUUGUCUGACGCCACUCAUCUUCAUCCUUUCGCCGGGAGCCGAUCCGAUGAAUGCGCUUCUGGCGUACGCCGAGAAGAUGGGUUUCGAUGAAACUUUUCAGGCGAUCUCACUCGGCCAGGGGCAGGGUCCGAUCGCCGAAGCCAUCAUCGAACGGGCGCAGCAGGAGGGAAGCUGGGUGUGCCUGCAGAACUGCCAUCUGGCGGGAUCGUGGAUGCCGACGCUGGAGUAUCUGUGGGAGAGUAUGGACCACUACAACACGACCACCUCGUUCCGCCUGUGGCUUACCAGCUACCCUUCACACCAAUUCCCGGCCGCGCUGCUCCAGAAUGGUAUCAAGAUGACGAACGAGCCACCGACGGGACUGCAGCAAAAUCUACUGCGUUCCUACCGCUCUGAACCAAUGAAUGAUGAUGCGUUCUAUACCGGUUGUCCGGGCAAGGACCGGGCCUUUUCGAAGCUUUUGUUCGGUGUCUGUUUCUUCCAUGCCGUCGUGCAGGAGCGGCGCAAAUUCGGACCACUCGGUUGGAACAUUGCGUACGGUUUCAACGAGUCCGACUUCCAGAUCUCUGUACUGCAGCUGCAGGUGUUCCUGAACCAGUAUGACGAGAUACCGUACGAAGCGAUCAAUUAUCUGGCCGGCGAAUGCAAUUAUGGUGGUCGUGUCACCGACGCUUGGGACCGGCGUGCGAUCGUGACGAUCCUGCGGGACUACGUGAACGAACAUGUCGUGCACGAUCCUAGCUAUCAGCUGUCCGACUUGUCGGAGUGUUAUGCGAUCCCGCUACGCAACGAACACCGCGAGUAUUUGACCCACAUCACCAACAACAUCCCGAACUUCCCAAGCCCGCUAGUGUACGGACUGCACCCGAAUGCGGGCAUCACGCGCGAUCUGGCCGCCUCCCGGACUCUCAUCGAUGCCAUGAUCACGACGCAGGGCGGUACGAGCGGAGGCAGUGAAGCGCAGAUCGAGCAGCAAGUGCUCAGAACGAUCGACGAGAUCGCCGCCCUUUUACCGGACGACUUUGCGCUUGAACAGGCCAAGCUCCGCUAUCCCGUGGACUACGCCGAAUCGAUGAACACGGUACUGGUGCAGGAGAUGGAGCGGUUCAAUGGUCUGCUCGGCGAGAUCCGGACAAGCUGCGUCAAUCUCCGACGUGCUAUCGCCGGUCUGAUUGCUCUUACGCCCCAACUCGAGGCCGUCUACGGUGCCGUCCAGCAUCGACGCAUCCCGGCCAGUUGGGCGAAGCGAUCAUACCCGAGCCUGAAACCGAUCGGUUCGUAUGUGACCGAUUUUCGACGUCGAUUGGACUUUCUGCGAAGCUGGCACGACGACGGCAAACCGGAUACGUUCUGGCUAUCCGGGUUCUACUUUACGCAGGCUUUCCUCACCGCCGCCAUGCAGAACUAUGCCCGUCGGCACCGCAUACCGAUCGAUCAGCUGACCUACGAUUUCCAGAUGCUGCCAGUGGCAAGUGUUGCGGCCGCGCCCGAGAACGGAGUGUACGUGUACGGGUUGUUUCUGGAGGGAGCACGAUGGGACCAGACAAAAGGAUGCCUUGAGGAGCAGCUGCCCAAGAUGCUGAUCGACGGGAUGCCCCUUAUCCAUUUGCUACCGACGGUGAUCGCCGAUUUGGUCGAGGGAUCGCGCUACAAGUGCCCCGUCUACAAAACGGCCGAACGGAAGGGAACACUCUCAACUACGGGCCACUCGACGAACUACGUCCUACCGGUGCUCCUACCUACCGGUCGGCUUUCAGCCAACCAUUGGGUUAAGCGCAGCGUGGCGCUUCUCUGUCAGACCUCGGAUUAA